Molecule: messenger RNA, 1071 nt
Organism: Arabis nemorensis
Lineage: Eukaryota; Viridiplantae; Streptophyta; Magnoliopsida; Brassicales; Brassicaceae
Source: the annotation of a GenBank genome assembly
AUGGAGGAGAUAGAAGGAAGUAACAGAGCAGCUGUAGAGAGUUGUCAUAGAGUUCUUAAUCUCUUGUGUAGACCACAGCAACAAGAUCAUGUGUCCGACAGGAAUUUGGUGUCUGAAACUAGAGAAGCUGUGUUUAGGUUCAAGAGAGUGUCGAAUCUGUUAAGCAGCAGUGUGGGUCAUGCCAGGUUUAGAAGAGCUAAGAAACCUCAGACCCAUUUGUCUCAAACCAUCUUCCUUGAUCCUUGUCACCAAAGAACAGAGCAGCUUCCACCGUCUCAGAAAACACCGGUACUCCGGUCUGGUUUCCAUGAUUUGAGCUUGAGACCUACAGAUUCACUCACUUUAGGGACUCGGUCUUUCAGUUUAAACACGAAUGCAAAAGCACCUCUCCUUCAGCUUAACCAGCAGGCAAUGCCCAUUUCGACUUUUCCCAAUUUGUUUCCUGAACAACAACAGCAGUUACAUGAACGGUUGCAGGCUCACCAUCUUCAUCAGCAGCAACAGCAACAGAAACAUCAAGCUGAGAUUAUGCUUAGGAAGUGCAAUGGCGGGAUAAGUUUGAGUUUCGAUAACUCGAGUUGUACCCCAACCAUGUCAUCCACUAGGUCUUUUGUCUCAUCCCUUAGCAUAGAUGGUAGCGUCGCUAAUAUAGAAGGGAAAAACUCCUUCCAUUUGGUAGGGGUUCCGAGUUCGACGGAUCAGAGCUCACAACACUCUAAGAGAAAAUGCCUUAUGAAAGGAGACGAACAUGGAAGCGUCAAAUGCGGGAGCUCUAGCCGAUGCCACUGCUCUAAGAAGAGGAAACAUCGGGUUAGAAGAUCGAUUAGAGUGCCUGCUAUUAGUAACAAGGUUGCAGAUAUCCCUCCCGACGAUUAUUCGUGGCGGAAAUAUGGUCAGAAACCCAUCAAGGGUUCUCCUUAUCCCAGGGGAUAUUACAAAUGCAGUAGCAUGAGAGGUUGUCCAGCGAGGAAGCACGUAGAGAGAUGUUUGGAAGAUCCGGCGAUGCUAAUUGUUACUUACGAAGCAGAGCAUAACCACCCGAAAAUGCCAGCUCAAACCGUAACAACUUAA